Pollicipes pollicipes is the source of this 378-nucleotide messenger RNA. RefSeq names its product ELMO domain-containing protein 2-like. Bases 1 to 378 code for a protein of 125 amino acids. The record is from RefSeq and is a predicted model, not a curated record. Gene Ontology annotation, molecular function: GTPase activator activity. NCBI's taxonomy places the organism in Eukaryota, Metazoa, Arthropoda, Thecostraca, Pollicipedomorpha, Pollicipedidae. The transcript is spliced from 2 exons.
AUGGCCACCACCACGUUCUUCAGCCAGCGUUACACGACGGUGGCGCGACACGUGCUGUUGCACUCACAUCACCCGACCUUCGGCUACUCUUUUGCCAUCGUAGGCAUCAAUCUGACGCACCUGGCGCUGGAGCUGGUGCGCAGCGGGCAGGCGCGUGCCCAUUUCUACAACGUUUGCCAGCGGCACGUCACCGUCGAGACGUUCCACAGGUUCUACUGCUACCUCUUCUACAAGUUCGACGCCUUCUGGCUGGCGGCCAAGCCGCGGGACAUUAUGGAGUUUGGGAGGAUUCGAGACAGGUUUGCGGACACGAUGCGCCAGGCUAUGAAAGAUGACAACGUCAAACUGAAUAUGAAACUGGUGGUGCAGAACGUUUGA